Clavispora lusitaniae ATCC 42720 is the source of this 1155-nucleotide messenger RNA. RefSeq names its product tRNA splicing endonuclease subunit (gene SEN2). Gene Ontology annotation, biological process: tRNA splicing, via endonucleolytic cleavage and ligation; tRNA-type intron splice site recognition and cleavage. NCBI's taxonomy places the organism in Eukaryota, Fungi, Ascomycota, Pichiomycetes, Serinales, Metschnikowiaceae. Gene Ontology annotation, cellular component: tRNA-intron endonuclease complex. Gene Ontology annotation, molecular function: tRNA-intron lyase activity; nucleic acid binding. The record is from RefSeq and is a predicted model, not a curated record.
AUGGAAAAACGCAAAGCCAAAUCUUUGAACGCCAUAUACCGUAACCCUCUCCCGAUACCGCUUGCGCAGGAAAAAUUCGGCGCUUUGCCGCCGCUUAUUCUCCACAAUCCGGUGUCAUGUGUAUAUUUUUUGUACCGUUUGAUGCGGAUUUAUCUUAGCGUGAGCCCGGCAGCGGAAGAAGUGCCCAUCGCCGUUGAGAUGGCGCUUUCAGGCGACGAGCCCGUGUUCUAUGUAAAUGACGCCGCAGAUAUGGACAGGUGUUGGCGCCAGGGCUUUUUUGGGAAGGGCACUCUUUCAAGAUCAGAGCCCUUAUGGAAACAGCGGGUGCUGCGUAGGUUAAACUUGGCGGGCCGCCAGGACGAAGCCACAAUGGAGGAAGUGACCAACGUAAGACGAGAAGAACGGAAAAAAUACAAAGAGCUUCGGAGCAAGUUCCAAAAGUACGAGACUUUGCUGCGUCAGCGAGAGUUGUCACCACUGGAGGUAGAGGAGUGGGACAAUGUUCGGCUUCAGAUGCUGGAAGCAAAGGAAACCAAGAGCGUUUUGGCUGACAAUUUAGAAGAGCAGAGAACCACCGACUGGAGAGAAGAAGAUUUGGCGAUCAUAGACCCAACGACUAUGGAACUACGCCAGCAGCUUGAGGUGUUGAUGCUUCAGAAAGCAGAAGUCUUUUUCCUCGCUUUUGCCCUUGACGUUGUUAAGGUGACACACAACCACAAUGUGCUUUCUUUGAAACAAACAUUCGAAGCCUGCACUGGUGACAACGUGGUCCCGCAAAACAAAUUCAUCUUGGACUAUGUGGUGUACCACCACUUUCGAAGCUUAGGAUGGUGUGUUAGGAGUGGCAUCAAGUUUGGAUGUGAUUUCCUUCUCUACAAGCGGGGCCCGCCUUUUAUGCAUGCAGAGUAUACCGUGUUGGUAAUUCCAUCAGACCAAGAGAGCUGGAAGGCUUGGGAAGACAUAAUGGCCGUGAGCAGAGUGGUGAGCGGAGUCAAAAAAAUACUUAUUUUGGUGUACGUCGAUGUGCCAGCGACUGAGGUGUUCGAUUCCGUUUACCGGGAUAUGGACCGGGGAAAGUUCAUGGAGUUACUUUCUCUCUAUCGUGUGACUGAAGUUGUAUGGAGACGCUGGAAUCCUAGCAGGACUAGGGACUGA